Molecule: messenger RNA, 2084 nt
Organism: Colletotrichum destructivum
Lineage: Eukaryota; Fungi; Ascomycota; Sordariomycetes; Glomerellales; Glomerellaceae
Product: Putative ER membrane protein complex subunit 2
Exons: 4
Coding region: 213-1184 (323 amino acids)
Biological process (GO): protein folding in endoplasmic reticulum
Cellular component (GO): EMC complex
Molecular function (GO): protein binding
Source: RefSeq, a predicted model, not a curated record
GGAGCUUUCAAGGAAACAGGGGUACGUACCGCCCAAGCUGCGUUACCAACCGGGCGCGAACAACAUGCAUCCAUCAAAGCUGGCAAACCAUUGACGACGAAUAUCUCGCCGAGACAAAUCGAAAACCUCGCUCCGAAACCUCCUGGGUUCCUUACACGGUACUUACUAUCGAAAACCUCCUGGAGCUCGCUGUUCCAACUCAAAGUGCAACGAUGGCCCCGUCUCUCGUCCGCCCCCAGGGCCACCUGUCACCGGCUCAGGCCCUUGAGCUGGCCCAGAAGGCGCCGACGAUUCUGCGAAACAACCCAAAGGCGUUCUCAUCGUCCCCGCUUCUAUCACUGUUCUCGGCAUCUGAGACGCCCGAACUGUGGACAAUCUACGAGAACCUCCUUCUGGCCUGCCUCCGGACGGGAGACAGUCAAGCAGCGCACCAAUGCCUCGAAAGGCUGAUUAUCCGCUUUGGAGACGAAAACGAACGCAUCAUGGCUUUCAAGGGCUUGAUCAAAGAGGCGGAAGCCGACAACGACGGAGAACUGGCACAGGUUCUCAUGGAAUACGAGACCAUACUUGGAGCAAACGCGACGAACAUUCCUGUUGCGAAACGUCGCAUUGCCCUCCUGAAGUCUACUGGAAAGAUAUCGGAAGCGGUCGCGGCACUCAACUCCCUCGUUGACUUCAAUCCCACGGAUGCAGAGGCGUGGGCAGAGCUUGCCGACUUGUAUCUGUCGCAGGGCCUCUACUCGCAGGCCAUAUUUGCGCUUGAGGAGGUCCUCGUACUGACUCCGAAUGCAUGGAACAUGCACGCGCGGUUGGGCGAAGUAUUGUACAUGGCAGCCUCGACUUCUGAAGGAUCCUCGCUGCAGCAUUUGACCGAGUCUGUAAAGAGAUUCAGCCGAAGCAUCGAGCUGUGCGACGACUACCUCAGGGGUUACUACGGACUGAAACUAGUUACGAACAAACUGAUCAAGGAGCCCUCAAAGCCAUCAAAGACACCGGAGUUGGAGGAGUGGGGCCUUUCCGACGUCACCACGCUACAGAAUCUCAAUGAACUGGCGACAACAAAACUGGCGGAGAUUGUACGUCGUAACGGAGCGCAGGAGAGGCUCUGGCAGGGCUAUGACGAAUCGGAAGUGGCAGCGGCGCGAGAUUUACUGUCAAAGGAGUCGGCCGAGCUUGUGAGAUGAGCAACGCGUCAGCCUGACACUACAAACAGACAACUUCACAUUGGCCGAUGUCAUGAUCAAGCGACUACGUUGAUAAGUCAUCAGAAACAGCACGUUUUGUGGGAGGCAGCAUUCCCACCGAAUGCUGCUUUGAAUGGUACAUGCUGAGGUCAAUAAGCAAUCGGAGUCAUCAAGCAAGGCCAACAGCCUUUGACAGACCGUCUUUGUGCUAGUGGCAAUGCCAACGUUUUCGCGGUCGGUAGCCAAUCGUGGACAAUCCGGCCAACCAUAGCAAGCGAGUAACAAACACAGCAGCCGGCAUUUGCUUUUCAUACAAACGCGUGUUAAACCGCAAACUCGUGGCGAAUGAAGAAGCUGGCCGUCUGGAAGUUGGGCCUGGAGGGGAGUCAUUUUGUUGUUUUUACAAAUACAGCGGACACGCAUCGAACAUGGGCAGAGGCCGCCGUGUCCUGCCUAUGGAUAACAGUUAAUACUUUCUUUCGAAUUCUAUUGUUCCCGCCGCGGCCACACCCGCAGUCAUGCCUAAUGGUCGCAAACCCCAUGCACUAGCACGUCGCAUGGCUGCGUGUCAUCCAAGGUUCCAGCCAAGUCGUUAGGAGCCCGACGAGCUAAGGCGGCCCACCAGAUGCGCUGGCAGUGAGUCAGGGAGAGUUGAUCCACGGAUGGAUCUCAGCAAGCUCAGCGGCUCAGGCACCAUCAGCCGAGGUCCCAUGGUCCUGCAUAUCAGAGUGCGCCAGGCUUUGGAGAGGCCCGUCGGGCGUGACAAAGGGUUCAUCGGGCUCAAGUAUCGUCGGAAUGAUCAACUGGCAAGAACAUACAGGCCAAUCAAGCUGGGACGACAACAUUGCGGUGUCACGUAUAUAUCCGGGCGGUGCCAUGUAAAUAAGCUCAAGGCAGAAU